Dromiciops gliroides (monito del monte) is the source of this 2058-nucleotide messenger RNA. RefSeq names its product LSM8 homolog, U6 small nuclear RNA associated (gene LSM8). Gene Ontology annotation, cellular component: U4/U6 x U5 tri-snRNP complex; precatalytic spliceosome; U6 snRNP. Bases 131 to 421 code for a protein of 96 amino acids. Gene Ontology annotation, molecular function: RNA binding. Gene Ontology annotation, biological process: mRNA splicing, via spliceosome. The transcript is spliced from 4 exons. The record is from RefSeq and is a predicted model, not a curated record. Lineage: Eukaryota; Metazoa; Chordata; Mammalia; Microbiotheria; Microbiotheriidae.
CGGUAGCCUCUAGUCUCGCGAUACUUCCUUGCGAGCGAAGAGCGUCACAGUGCUUAGUGUCGGAGCUCUCUUCCCUUCUCCCUUCUUCCCGGCGCUCGGCGCAGACUCCGGAGCGCACGGCCCGAGCAUCAUGACGUCGGCCUUGGAGAACUACAUCAACCGUACAGUUGCUGUAAUUACAUCUGAUGGCAGAAUGAUUGUGGGAACACUAAAAGGUUUUGAUCAGACCAUCAAUUUGAUUUUGGAUGAAAGCCAUGAACGAGUGUUCAGCUCUUCUCAGGGAGUAGAGCAAGUGGUAUUAGGGUUAUACAUUGUAAGAGGUGAUAAUGUUGCAGUCAUUGGAGAAAUUGAUGAAGAGACAGACUCUGCCCUUGAUUUGGGAAAUAUUCGAGCAGAACCUCUAAACUCAGUAGCACACUGAUAACCUAUAUACUUUGGACUUUUGUAAAUCUUUUGACUGUACAGAUCUACUUAUUCUGAGGAUAAUGUGCAGAAUUUUUACAAAUUGCGAUAUCUACAUUUUUACUCAUUUUGUGAGUGUUGCAGUUUGAUAUGUAAAUUAAAAUAUUUCUACAUUUUGCAUUUUAUUGUAAGUUUUUUUAAUAUUGUAUAAACAUCUAUUAGUGACUAAUAUUCAUAAUGUGGGGAAUUUUAUUAAAAAAUGGUACUUUUGACAUUUUAUAACAUAUAUAGGGAAAGUUGUAAGCUGAAAUUUUUCCACCACUUAAAUCAGGCAUACAUAUAUUAAUAUCACCAGUGGGCAAUGAAAAAUUGGACCUAAUUGAGGUAACAUCUACCUGGAGUUCCUCAAAUUAAAUUUUUUACUAUCACUAGCAGUGGUUUAUUUCUGCAACUGCUAUUUACUGAUAGUUCUUAUAGCUUCCUGUAAUAGUUAGGAUUCAAUCUGGGUUUAAAUGAAAGAGAAAAUGAUAAUGAGAGAGAGAUUUCAGAGCAAAGAUAGUGAAUUGAAAAGUACAAAUGAGUAGGAGACACAAGGUUCAAGAAUUGUUAAGUUUGGUAUGAAUAAUUUGCCUGAAGUAUAUUUUAAAUAUGGCCUUACUGUGUUCAAAUUAUCUUGAUGUUGAUAAAAUUGAUCUGACUGAGCAAAUGUUAUUUUAUAAAUGUCAGUAAAUGAAAAUUUGUUUAUAUCCACUCAAAGCUUGCUGUCAUUGAAUAACUUCCAACAGUUUUCUCCAACACAUUGAGUGUCAACAGAAUAUUUAAAGGUAAAUUUUCUAUGUUAGUACAUUAGUCAUUUAUGUGUGAAUUAAUAAUUUGAAGUCUAGAAAAUCCCCAACUUAAAAAUUAAUUGUGAUAAAAAAGUUCUUUUAUUGGUAUAAAAAUUUUGUGAUGUAAAGUUUUAAAUAGCUUUUCAUAGAAAUAAUGGAUGAUACAAGAAGUCGUUACAUUCCUAGGUUAGCCUACAGAUGCCCAUAAAGAGCUGAAAUUUUUCAGUGGGAAAAUAGAAAAUAUUAUACUGUAUCUUGAAGAAAAGUCUUAGAGGGUGAAUAUAAAUGACUUUGACAUUUUCAAGAGCUUUAGAGGAGGAUGGGAGCAAUGAUUGUGUAUUUUUGCUAUUCCUAACCUUUGGUACAAGUGUUUGUAUCUAUUCUUCAAGAAUAUGUAAUUAGUUCAUCAGUGCACGAAAUAACAUCCAGUGCUGGGACUUAGGCUUAACCUAGUGAUGCAUCACAGCUAAUUUGGUUCUGCUGAGCCCACAUUAGGUUCCUCUCCAAUUUGGUUAAGAAUUGCUGAAGGUUGUACUUUGCUACCAGAGGGUCUGAGAAACUAGGCCAACCUCCACACCAAAAUAAGACUUGGAAUAUACUUGACACUGAACAGUGACUUUCUGGAUCACAAAUGGAACAAAGAAGAGAGAGGUUUUUGCUGAUAUAAGCAGGAAACCAGAAGAGAGUAUGACAGAGGAUGUAUAUUUACAAAACACAGUUUUCAAUGUAAUGAAAUGAUCUAUGAACACUAAGAGAGGAGAGAUGGGAACAUGCCUUAUUCCCCUUAAAAAAAGAAAGGAGGGACAGCUAGGUGGCCCAGUUGAUAAAG